Molecule: messenger RNA, 1629 nt
Organism: Wyeomyia smithii (pitcher-plant mosquito)
Lineage: Eukaryota; Metazoa; Arthropoda; Insecta; Diptera; Culicidae
Gene: Polr3E
Product: DNA-directed RNA polymerase III subunit RPC5
Exons: 4
Coding region: 170-1543 (457 amino acids)
Biological process (GO): DNA-templated transcription
Cellular component (GO): RNA polymerase III complex; nucleus
Source: RefSeq, a predicted model, not a curated record
CGAGUGACAGCAAUCGGAAUAUUUCCAUCCUCUUUGCAUUGUUGCGUGCGUUGAAAUAUCGUUCACGUUUUUUAAAAGGAAAAUUGCAAAUGUGAAAAUAGAUCCGGUAAUUUCGAGUUGGUUCCAACCUUUCUAGGUGCCUAUAGAUUGCCGCGACUUGGGCAGAGUUAUGGAUGUGGAUGACGAUCCGGUUGUGGAAGAGAUUCCUGUGUUUCUUUCCAAAACGCUAGCGGAGAAUCUCUACCUGUUGCAGUAUCCGGUUAAGUCGUCGAAUUCUACGUUUGAUAACGGUCAAGUAGUGAAUAGUUGUGUGAAACCAAUUAAUCAGCAGAUCAAAGUGGAUUACGCUUUGAAUACGGCUUCAAAAAAUUAUGAUUCCUUCAAGGGGGAACAGUUUGCUAUUGCAGCAGAUGGGAAAGAUAGAGAGCGGCAGCAAAAGCCAACAUUCCGUAGUGGAACGAUGGAUAAGCAAUCCUUUCUCAGUUCUAAACCCAUUGAGGACGUCAACCGGUAUAUGGUAUGUGUGCUACAGGAUCGGGAAAUCCAUGCCACCCCAUUGAACGGCAUCGUUUCAAUGCGGCAAAUGUUUUCCUAUUUUGACAAGCAGGAUAAGCGAACGAAGGCCGAGCAGAAGGCGGAGCAAGAUGCGGAUGUGGAGGAAGAGGAAGCAAAACAGGUUACGGUCAAGUUCGCCCGUACGGAAAACGACAAAGUGCGUAAGGCUAGGGAAAAGUCUUUUAAUUACAUCUCGAAGAUGGAAUCGGAAGAGCCUUGGUGUGAAACGUUUUGGCAUGCUAAAAACUCUACAGCGGCGGAGUUGGAGCGGCAAAAGCUUUACUGCGGUAACGCCUCACGUGCCGGAGGGGAGAGUGUGCUGAAUGUCGAUUACGCGGAAUAUCUAGACUUGUUGAUCAGUAAGGAGAAAACCGAUAGGAAUAUAGAUUCUAUGCUGCCAAGUCGUGUUGUUUGCAUGCAUGAGCUGAAGCAAAUGACACUCGUCGAUCAGAUUAAGAUUAUUCUUAAGGAUGCAAAGGUGCUCACCUUUCAGCAAAUUAUGGACCUUCUACCAGACAGGAACCUUGCAGCGGAUAAAAUUUUGCGAACACUUCCGAUGGCUGGUGUACUGAUUCGAGGCAACUGGGUUGUCCAAUCAGAGAGCAUCUAUCCGGAGGGAAGCGUUUCUAGCAUAAACGGUGUUCCGGCAGAACAGAUGUGCAAAGCACGCGACUAUAUACUGUAUCGAUUCACCCAGUGUGAUAAGUUGGAACGACACCAGCUCGCGCUGAUAACCCAGCUUCCCACGGAGGAAAUACGGGAGAUACUCCUUUCGAUAGCGAAGCUGAAUAGCGAUCGAAGCUGGAGUAUGUUACUACCCCCAAACGAGGAGUUUACGGGCAACGAGCAGGAAAUUAGUGAUAGACAAAACGCUUUCUGGACAGCCAGGGCAGAUAAGUUUAACGAAAUGGAGAAAAGCAACAAGCGGGUGCGGAAACGGUCAGCGCGGUCCGAAAGCAAAUAUGACACAAAAAUGAGCAAUGGAUAGCGAGGUUAGUUUGCGUUUAGUUGUACUGAUAAGCGUAAUUAUUUAUAAUCGGAAAAAAAUAUAUUUAAGAAAGUUCGAGUCAUUUA